GUUCCAGUAUUCAAAAUAAUGGACGUACGUCGGAGUCCGAUCAACCAGAGAAGAAGCUUGAUAGUGAGAUUGAUAUGCUAAUGGCAGAGGAAAUUUAAUAGGUUUUAUCUUGGCAUCAUAAAGCUCUCCUUGCAUAUGUGUGAGUUACUAUAUUAAUUUCCAUGUGCAUUAAUUUAUCUGCUUAUAUUAUUCAUUGUUCUGGUUGUUUAGUUUAAGGAAAUGAAACACAAACGAGAGUGUAGCGUUUCCUCUAUAAUAUUGGAGUUGCUUUUGCAUUUAUAUUAUUGGAAAUGUGAGUCAUCUUUCGAUAUAGUUUCGCAGAACAUCGAAAAUCAGGUUGUUUUUGUGUAUUAAUGGUGUAAUAUAUGGAUUAAUUUGUUUGGUGCUGCAGACAUAUAUCUCAUUUUUUUUUAAAAUUGUUAUGGUUUAAUCACAUUCACCAAGACAAUAGUGAUUAAAGUCUAGUCGAAGUAAUGCAACUGUACCUUGUGAAUUUAAUUUGAUAUAAUUCAUUAGAGGAGGCAUAUAUGUCUACGGAUUUAUUGUCACUCUUAGCUGCUAUUGGCUAUCAGUUAUCACCCGCGUCCAAUUUCAGGUAUGUUAUAUGGUUUUGAAAUCUCAUAAAAAUUGCACCAGCCAAAAGAGGAAACUGUAAAGAAUAUCAAGCAGCAGGUACUGAAAAAAAUAAUAAUAAAAAACAGGGGAUAACCAGGGAAGAAAGCACUAAUCUGAGGAGAGGAUAAUCAACAAUUGAGCCCCCCUCAAAACUUGAGGUGGAACGAGUAUAAGGACUCCCAAAAACGUGAACAAUGAAAAGUCAAAAGUACAAGCAUAACACUCUGUAAUGAAAGAUCUGUACCGAUCAGACUUGGUCUGAAGGGGUGUUGGGUGAAGUCAACCGCUACAUGUGAAAACGAAGCUGUGGUGUUGUAAGAAAAUUACAGGGCUUGUUUGGCGAACAACUGCCUUGAUGGGAAAUCAACCGUCCAACGAUGCAAAUAAGGGAAAAACAUCCAAUCCUCCUAAAACGAAUGGAAAACCAUCUGAUCCUCCUAAAAACAAUAAUGGAAAACCAUCCGAUCUUCCUCAAAACAAUAAUGAAAGUUCAUCCAAUCCUCAAAAAAAUAAUGAAAUUCAAUCUGAGCCUCCUCAAAACAAUGAAACUACAUCAUCCGAUCCUCCACAAAAUAGCAGGCCUUCGUCUCCAAGACAUCAACCAGAGAAGCAGCUUGAUAGGUGGUAUUCAAGGAUUCCAGACAACUAUAAUUCAAUACAUGAGGUUGCUGAAUCUCUGAAACGUGCUGGUCUCGAAUCUUCCAACCUAAUUGUGGGAAUUGAUUUCACUAAGAGCAAUGAAUGGAGAGGGGAGAAGUCGUAUGGUGGUCAAAGCUUGCAUCACACUGGAAAUGGUCUGAAUCCCUACGAACAAGCAAUAUCUAUUAUAGGCGAAACUUUAGCGGCUUUUGAUGAAGACAACUUGAUCCCAUGUUAUGGAUUCGGAGAUGCCUCAACCCACGACCAGGAUAUAUUUAGUUUAUCUCAAGAUGGCAGCCCUUGCAAAGGAUUUGAGGAAGUGUUGAGCCAUUAUAGAGCCAUUCUUCCACAUCUGAAUCUGGCAGGUCCAACAUCUUUUGCACCAAUAAUUGAAAUGGCAAUGACUAUUGUUGAGCAGAGUGGAGGACAGUAUCAUGUGCUACUCAUUAUUGCAGAUGGACAGGUUACUAGAAGUGAUGAUACUGAAGAAGGCAAUUUAAGUCCGCAAGAGAGGAAGACUGUUCAAGCACUUGUUGAAGCUAGCAAGUUUCCGUUAUCGAUUAUUUUGGUUGGUGUUGGAGAUGGCCCGUGGGACAUAAUGGAGGAAUAUGACGAUUAUGUCCCUGCUCGUGACUUUGACAAUUUUCAGUUUGUUAAUUUUACAGAGAUUAUGUCCAAAGAUGUGGACCAGUCUAAAAAAGAGGCAAAAUUCGCUCUUUCAGCAUUGAUGGAAAUUCCUUCCCAAUUUAAAGCAACAAUGGAGCUUAAUUUGUUAGGGUAA
Molecule: messenger RNA, 2035 nt
Organism: Erythranthe guttata (spotted monkey flower)
Lineage: Eukaryota; Viridiplantae; Streptophyta; Magnoliopsida; Lamiales; Phrymaceae
Source: RefSeq, a predicted model, not a curated record